This is a messenger RNA of Culicoides brevitarsis, 4398 nucleotides long. RefSeq names its product atrial natriuretic peptide receptor 1-like. The transcript has 10 exons. Gene Ontology annotation, biological process: protein phosphorylation; intracellular signal transduction; receptor guanylyl cyclase signaling pathway. The record is from RefSeq and is a predicted model, not a curated record. The coding region runs from base 473 to 4252 and encodes 1259 amino acids. Gene Ontology annotation, cellular component: plasma membrane. NCBI's taxonomy places the organism in Eukaryota, Metazoa, Arthropoda, Insecta, Diptera, Ceratopogonidae. Gene Ontology annotation, molecular function: peptide receptor activity; protein kinase activity; adenylate cyclase activity.
UUUAAUACCUUUUUAAUAAAAAUAUUUAUUGACAAACAAAAAAAAUAAAUACUAAAAAAAAAUAAAUAAAAUAAAAAUAUUAAAAAAAUAGUAAAAAAAAAAUAUUUAAAAAAAUAAAAAAAAAAUAAAUUUUAAUAAUAAAUAAAAUUAAGUGAUGAAUUAAAUAUAAUAUUUCACUAUCACAAAUGUUUAUUAUUAUGUGUAAUAAAUUACAAUUUUCGUAACGUCGCAAAAUGUAAAUUGAAUCCUGAUCGUCUUUUGUGCACAAAUCACGUAUUAGAGAACGUUAAGAGCAUCACCAUGAUUAUCAUGUUUAAAUUAAAACGGCGAAUAAUGUGAAGUGCACUCCGGGCAAUGAGAUACAAGAACGCGAAAUUAUCAUAAAAAUAAUAAAGAUGAACAUAAGAUAAGAGAUAAAACACACACAAAAAAGUGCAACAAGCACAAGUGAGAGAAAAGAAAAGCAGUGAAGAUGAAUCUGUAUACGAUUCUGGUGUUUUUAUUAAAAUUCGCUGCAUUGCUAACAUACGUCACGGGAACUCGUGUAAACACAAGUAGUAGCAAUAACAAUGAAAUUUACGAGCCAUAUGCAAAUUACAAAGCACCCCAUCGCGCCGAUGAAGUAUUUAUUAUGAAUAAUAACGAUGACAGUAAAAGUGAUAAAGUGUCUCUCACCGAUAACUUCAUAUAUCAUCGUUUGGUGCGCGCAAUUUCAUCGUCAUCGACAACGGCUGCUUCUGUCGCCGCAGCACCGCAUCAGCACCAUCGUCGAAACAAUCGUUCACACAUGGCACCAAUUAAACGCGACAUCCACUUUGCCGUGUUACUGCCAACGACACUACCGCACUCGCAACACUCCAACGUGUCAGCGCUCGUAUUAACCGCCAUGGAUCUCGCAAUCCGCAAAUUGCGCGCCAAUAACGGUCCUCUGGCAAAUUACAACAUCUGGUACGAGUACAAGGACACACGAUGCUCUUCGACAUACGGCCCACUGGCAGCAUUCGACUUUUAUAUCGUCAACAAGCCGGAUGCCUUUUUUGGACCGAUGUGCGAUUACGUGUUGGCGCCAGUUUCGAGAUAUGCAGGCGUCUGGGAAGUUCCCGUACUCACCGGUGGCGGCAUUGCAGACGCCUUUAACUACAAAACGCAAUAUCCGACAUUGACACGGCUGCUGGGCGGAUAUGUGCAUAUUGGACAAGCGUUUAAGGAGAUUUUGAAUCAUUUCAAUUGGACAAUUGCCUUUGCGAUGUUUCAUAACCACGUGGAUCGGGCGAACAAAGGAAAUUCGCAAUGCUCGUUGACAAUGGCGCCUAUUUUUAGAACGUUAAAUCGCACGGAUCAGAUCUAUCAGGAAUUUGAUGAAACAACGGCAACCAAAGAACGACUGCUAACUGCAUUAAAACUUGCAAAACGAAAUGCUAGAAUUAUCAUCAUGUGUGCCAGUCCCGAUACAAUUCGGGAUAUCAUGCUGGCGGCGCACGAGCUCAACAUGGUCGAAAGUGGGGAAUACGUUUUCUUCAACAUUGAAAUAUUUUCCAGCAUGACAAAAACGAGCAUCCAACCGUGGUAUAAGGAAAGCGAUCCGCCCGAAGUUAAUGAACGAGCACGAAUUGCGUAUUCCGCAUUGUUGACGGUGACAGCACGACAGCCCGAGGACGAGAUUUAUCGUAAUUUUUCGGAGGAAGUCAAAUCGCUGGCAAAGGAAAAGUACAACUACACAUUUGGCGAAAACGAGACUGUCAGCACAAUUGUCACGGCAUUCUAUGACGGCGUCUUUCUCUAUGCCUACGCACUGAACGACACAAUUCGUCAAAUGGGCGAGAAACGAGCACUGCAUGGACCGGUAAAUGGCACACAUCUCACCCAUAUGAUGUGGAAUCGUACGUUCAAGGGCAUCACGGGCAAUGUGACGAUUGACAAGAACGGCGAUCGGAUGUCAGAUUACUCCCUGUACGACAUGAAUCCCGAAACGGGAUAUUUUGAGCUUGUGGCUAAUUAUUAUCACGACAUGGGACUGCGAUACAUGGAAAAUCGGUCGAUUCAUUGGGCGGGCGACAGAGAUGAGGCGCCGCCUGAUAGCCCGAUUUGCGGAUUCGACAAUAGCUUGUGCCCGGAUAACUCGUUGCCCGGCUAUGCGAUUUUGUCGAUUGUGUUGAGUGUGAUUUUGCUCAUUAUGGCGCUGAUUUCUUUUUUUGGGUACGGCCACUAUCGACUCGAAGCUGAGAUUAACUCGAUGAGCUGGAAAGUUAAUCAAAAUGAGAUUUUGCGAACGAGCACGGCGGGUCGGCAUGGACGUGGCAGUUGCUAUUCGCUCGCCGUGACAAACAACAAACGCGGAUCACAGUUGACCGUCAAUUCCGAGGAAUUUGGUUCGAUAGGCGGCGAUAGAGUGCCAUUUAUUCCAAUUGCAUUCUACAAAGGUCAACGAGUGGCAGUUAAGAAGAUCGAUGUGGCCAAUUUGACACUUAAUCGCUCUCUCAUGUUGGAACUGAAGAAGAUGAAGGAUUUGCAACACGAGCAUCUUGUUCGGUUCUACGGGGCGUGUUUGGAACCGCCAGAAACGUGUAUUUUGACGGAAUUUUGCCCGAAAGGCUCUCUGCAAGACAUACUGGAAAAUGAACAAAUUAAGCUCGAUUGGAUGUUUAAGUUGUCGCUCAUGCAUGACAUUGUUAAGGGAAUGGCAUUUCUCCACUCAAACGAAAUCGGAUCGCAUGGCAACCUGAAAUCAUCAAAUUGUGUCGUUGAUUCGCGUUUCGUGCUAAAAAUCACGGAUUUUGGUUUGCAUGAAUUGCGUUCGCCCACAGGGGAGGCUGCCGAUCCGGAUAGCUAUCAAUAUUGGAGAAGACAAUUAUGGACAGCUCCUGAGCUACUGAGAAUGGAAGAGAAUCGUCCGCCACGCGGCACUCAAAAAGGAGAUGUUUACUCGUUCGGAAUUAUCGUCCACGAAAUUAUCACUCGACAAGGUCCCUUCUUCCUCGGUGACGAAGAGCGAUCGCCAAAAGAAAUUGUACAUUUAGUGAAAACGGUUCCGAAAUUCAUGGCGCCGUUUCGACCGAAAAUCGAUGAGACUGCUUUUGAAGAUAUUAAUAACAUAAUGGUCAAGUGUUGGCAGGAGUCGCCGCUCGAGAGACCGAUGUUCUCAGCACUAAAGUUGCAGAUUAGGAAAAUAAAUAGAGAAAACGAAUCCAGUAACAUAUUAGAUAAUUUAUUGAAACGCAUGGAGCAAUAUGCGGACAACUUGGAGACCUUGGUAGAAGAACGAACGCAGGAUUAUUUCGAAGAGAAGCGCAAAUGUGAAGAGCUGUUGUAUCAAUUGCUGCCGAAAUCUAUCGCGAACCAAUUGAUCAGCGGCAAACCCGUGAUAGCAGAGUAUUAUGAUCAAGUGACAAUAUAUUUCAGUGAUAUUGUAGGUUUUACGGCAAUUUCCGCCGAAAGUACUCCGAUGCAAGUUGUGGAUCUGCUGAAUGAUCUCUACACGUGUUUCGACUCCAUCAUCGAGCAUUUUGACGUGUACAAGGUAGAAACGAUCGGCGACGCUUACAUGGUCGUGUCUGGCUUACCUGUGAGAAACCAAAAUCGUCAUGCACGCGAAAUAGGUCGCAUGGCGCUGUCACUUCUCUCGGCUGUGCAUCACUUUAAAAUCCGUCAUCGACCUGGGGAGCAGCUAAAAUUGCGGAUUGGGCUGCAUACGGGACCGUGUGUUGCGGGCGUCGUCGGUUUAAAGAUGCCCCGAUAUUGUCUCUUUGGAGAUACAGUCAACACAGCUUCUCGCAUGGAAAGUAACGGUGAACCAUUGAAAAUUCACAUUAGUCAUAGUACAAAGGAAGUAUUAGAUGUCUUUGGGACCUUUGAAAUUGAGACGCGCGGUUUGGUGAAGAUGAAAGGCAAAGGUGACAUGCUCACUUUCUGGUUGACUGGCGAAAAGGAGAGCGAUUCUCUCAAUAACAUGCUAUUCAAUGGCAAUAACAACACUUUGCUAACUGGCAGUACUGUCGCUGCUGCUACUGCCGGCGCCGCCGACGAACAACAAGAGCUUAAGAAUUCAUCGCAUUUUCCCGCGGCAACCAAUGGAAAUGGCAUUCUAUCGAGUACAGUUCCCGCUGCCACAAAUAAACGCAUCAACAACGUUGGUUUCAAUGUAGUCAAAUCAAAUAAUAUUAAGAAUCAGCCGUUCCUUAAAAAGAUGUCAAACUUAUCGAAUAAUGAUAAUAACAGCAUGGCGCAACAACCAUUGCUGAAUAAAUUAAAUUAAGUUAAGUUGUUCAGACUUUUAACUCGACGUAAAAAAAUAAAUCAAAAAAUGUUUUAAGAAUUUUAAGUGGAGAAUCUCAAAAAAAAUAAUUAUUUAAGAAAUGAAAGAAAUAUAUACGUAGUAGAUCAUCCUCCUCUGAAAACCCU